ACAGAAAUUGCAAAUCAAAUGCUAUGUUGUGAAACAAAAUACACUUUGGCAAAUAAAAUUUUAUAUACUAUUAAAUGGAAAGAAGGUCAAGCAGAAUGGAUGGUAUCUAGUGAGCGGUCUGCUACUGGGGCUAUAAAUGCAUUUUUAAAGAAAACUAAUCGUGAAAAUUCUCAAAUUUCUAGAAUACAUGUAUUUGGAUUUGAUAUUGAAAUAUUACAUCAAGCACAAAUUGAAUAG
Molecule: messenger RNA, 237 nt
Organism: Funneliformis caledonium
Lineage: Eukaryota; Fungi; Glomeromycota; Glomeromycetes; Glomerales; Glomeraceae
Source: the annotation of a GenBank genome assembly